AAUUGAACUAUAUCGACUUUCUUGUAUAGCUAUAGUCUAUGACGCACGCGAUGCAUGCAUUAAAACAGCAACGAAUACACAAUGAAAUUUUCCUUCCUUUUAUCUCGCUAAAAGAAAGAGAAAAGUCAUGGUAAAUGUCACGAAAGGAAUAUUGGUCGAAUGUGACGCAGCUAUGAAAGAAUUUCUUUUACAUCUGGACGAGACUUUCGCUUUGGGAAGAAAAUUUAUAAUUCAAGAUCUGGACGAAAGACACUUGUUCAUCUCCAUCGAUAUCUUGGACACUCUACAAGCGAAAGUAGACGAUCUUAUGGAUCAAAUAUCGUUUCCUCUAGCAGAGAAAGGAAUCUAA
Molecule: messenger RNA, 349 nt
Organism: Colletes gigas
Lineage: Eukaryota; Metazoa; Arthropoda; Insecta; Hymenoptera; Colletidae
Gene: Tfb5
Product: general transcription factor IIH subunit 5
Exons: 2
Coding region: 128-349 (73 amino acids)
Biological process (GO): transcription by RNA polymerase II; transcription initiation at RNA polymerase II promoter; nucleotide-excision repair
Cellular component (GO): transcription factor TFIIH holo complex; transcription factor TFIIH core complex
Source: RefSeq, a predicted model, not a curated record